Messenger RNA from Closterium sp. NIES-65, 1206 nucleotides. Lineage: Eukaryota; Viridiplantae; Streptophyta; Zygnematophyceae; Desmidiales; Closteriaceae. The record is from the annotation of a GenBank genome assembly.
AUGGCCACCCCCAAUGUUCUUACUUUUGACGCUGAGGGGAGGGCCAUUGACUUUGCCGUCUGGAUUGAAGACCUGCAGCUGUACUUACUGUGUGAUGCGAUAGAUGAGGUCUCUCUUUUUGACUUUGUCUCUGGCGCUGUUCCUGCCCCACCUGCUGAUGCUGACUCUGCCGUUCGCUCCAAGUGGGCGACCCGCGAUGCUGCUGCACGUCUUGCUGUGCGUCGCCACCUCCCUUCCUCUGAGCGUGCCCACUUUAGUCAGUGCAAGACCGCUCAGGCCUUGUACGACGCUGUAGUUGCACGCUACUCCUCCCCUUCCUCCGCUACCCUUAGCCGCCUCAUGCUACCGUUUCUCUUCCCUGACCUCGCUUCCUUUCCCACUGUCGCUGACCUCGUUACCCACCUCCGUGCUAGUGACACCCGCUACCGCGCUGCCCUUCCUGCUGAGUUCCGCGCUGCGAACCCUCCUCCCAUGUACAUCACCCUCUACUUUCUCGUCACCCGUCUCCCUGAGUCCCUUCGUGUCGUUAGGGACCAGUUUCUCUCUGUCUGUCCCACCACUCUCACUGUCGACCUCCUUGAGGAGUCCCUGCUAGCGGCUGAGAAGAGUAUUGUCGCUGUAGGGGCCUCUCGGGGUGACCCUCGCACCCCCAUCUUUGAGGGGUGUGGUCCUUCCCCCCUGCUGCCCUCUGUCGCCUCUGCCGCUGCGGCCGACCUCACUGGUUUUGAGUCGGUCGGCGCGGCGUCUGCCCCCAGCGGCAGACGCCGCUCUGGCAAGAGCAAGGGGGGCAAGGGAGCGGGUGGAGCUCGAGGGGGCGGUGGAGGAGGCGGUGGGGGUGGCGGGGGGAGUGGGGGUGGCGGUGGGGGUGGUGGCGGGAGUGGAGGUACUGGUGGCGGCGGUGGAGGCGGAGGUGGCGGCGGAGGUGGUAGCGGAGGAGGCGGUGGGAGCGGUGGGAGCGACGGUCCUGGUGGGGGAGGUGGCGGUGGAGACGGGGGUGGCGGUGGAGGCGGGGGUGGCGGUGGAGGCGGGGGUCGGAGUGGCUCUUCCCAGCGGAGCAGCUCUGGGGGUGGUCAGCGCCAGCAGCAGCAGCAGCAACAGCAGCAGCCGCAGCAGCAGCCACAGCAGCAGCAGCGCUCUCGCACCGUCCCCGGCCCUCAGCAGCUCCGUGAGUGGUACUUGCAGCGUCAGCGUGGUGGGCUGGUGUAG